GAUUUAAAAAAAAAAUAGUAGUAGUCCACAGGCCAGAAUAUGAAACCUUCUAAAUCUUGAUCUUUCUGUCCAGAUAGAUUUAAAAAAAAAAAAAAACCUCAAAGAAAUCUUUGAGUUUAUUGAACAUGUGAAAUUCUGGUUUUCCAUUAUCACAGUGAGCCAUGACAAAACUUGGACAAGUGCAUUCUCUUUACUCCCUCUCUUUGGAGGAUUUUACACAAGCAGAGUUUUUCAUGAAAGUAGGCUUUGUUAAUUGUGAUUUGUGCAAACUGGUCAGUAAGAACAUGCCUAGUUAGACUUUGGCUUAUUCUUGCUGAUGAGUAGGAACAUUACUGGGAAUUAAAUUUAAAAAUUGAAACUGUCCCUUUACAUUCAGGAAAAAGGAAGAGUAUAUGAAUGAGAGAAGUGUGGAGACCUAAACAUUGCUGUCAUAAAUCCUCACUCCUGUUAUGUCUCACAACUCAGCUCUUGUGACUCAUACUGUUGCUCAUAGUUAGAGUUUUUAUUUGCUUUCAAAUUGAAUAACCUCAUAUCAUACUUAUCUCUACAGAUAAAAAAGGCCAAGAUGCAGGAAUCAGAAGAACAACUAUUAAGGCAAGUGAGCAGCUCGGACAGUAAUGAUCAAAAGCCCGAAUCUUCAAGUCUUGCUUCAAACCUGUCUAUAUCUAAUCAAAUCAUGCCAUGCACUGACUACAUCUCAAGGUCAUCGAAUGACUAUACCUCACAGAUGUAUUCUGCAAAGCCAUAUGCACAUGUCCUGUCUGUACCUGUUUCUGAGACAAUGGCCUCUUAUUCUGGGCAGACUCAAUAUCAAACCCUACCACAGUCCCAGACAUACGCUGUUUAUCCCCAGACAACUCAAGCUUACGGACUACCUCCUUUUGGUGCACUGUGGCCAGGUAUGAAACCUGAGAGUGGUUUAAUUCAGACUCCAUCUCCAAGUCAGCACAGUGUUCUUACCUGCACUACAGGGUUAACCACAAGCCAAUCCAGCCCAGCACAUUAUUCUUACCCUAUUCAAGCUUCAAGUACCAAUGCCAACUCCAUUUCCACUUCCUCACCUGCGGUCAAUAUUUCAGCAGCCACCGCCAGCAUCUCUCAACAGGAGUAUCCUACAUACACCAUCCUUGGCCAAAGUCAGUACCAGCCAUAUUAUCCCAGUUCAAGUUUUGGCGUGAUAGCACCAGCAGACAGCAGCACAGAGACCAACACGUUGACAUCUACCACCUAUCCUUCUGAAAAAUCAAAUGCCAUGGUGCCUACUCAGACGGUGCAGAGACAUUCCUCUGAUGAUCCAUCUACCAGUCCGUCAUUGCCAAGAGCGACUGCAAGUAAACUUGUAGAUGAGCAAUCUAGGAGAAACAUGACUCCAAAAAACAGAGGCAAGAGGAAAGCAGACGCUUCUUCACCGCAGGACAAUGAGCUUGAACGUGUAUUUCUGUGGGACUUGGAUGAGACCAUCAUCAUAUUUCAUUCUCUUCUGACAGGCUCAUAUGCCCAGAAAUAUGGGAAGGAUCCCAGUUUAGUCGUUGGCUUUGGAUUAACAAUGGAAGAAAUGAUUUUUGAAGUGGCUGACACACACUUGUUUUUCAAUGACUUGGAGGAAUGUGAUCAAGUACAUGUAGAAGAUGUUGUAUCAGAUGACAAUGGCCAGGAUUUAAGCAACUACAAUUUUUCCACUGAUGGCUUCAGCGGUUCAGGAAGUAAUGCCAAUCAUGGUUCAACAGGAGUCCAGGGAGGAGUGGAUUGGAUGAGGAAGCUGGCAUUUCGCUACCGGAAAGUACGCGAGGUCUAUGAUAAAUACAAAAACAACGUUGUUGCUCUCCUCAGUCCUGAGAAAAAAGAAGCACUACAGCGAUUAAGAGAAGAUAUAGAAGUGUUAACAGAUUCUUGGUUGGGAACAGCAUUAAAAUCCCUCUUGCUCAUUCAGUCCAGAAAAAAUUGUGUGAAUGUCCUGAUAACCACCACUCAGCUAGUGCCAGCUCUGGCCAAAGUCCUGCUUUAUGGACUUGGGGAAGUGUUCCCCAUUGAGAAUAUUUAUAGUGCUACAAAAAUAGGUAAAGAGAGCUGUUUUGAACGAAUUAUCUCUCGAUUUGGAAAGAAGGUCACCUACGUGGUGAUUGGAGAUGGCCGUGAUGAAGAAUUGGCAGCCAAGCAGCACAACAUGCCGUUCUGGAGAAUCACAAACCAUGCGGAUCUGGUGUCCCUUCACCAGGCCCUCGAAUUAGACUUUCUGUGAGGACCUGGGCACGAAGCAUCUUGGCCCUGCUCCCAACAGUCACCUCGUGGCUUAAACAGGAACCAGUCUGGGGACUUUUUUCUUUCAUCCCAGACAAAGAAAUGCAGCCAAUGGAAGUGUACAGCAGGAGGUUCUUCUCCCCAUCGCUGCUUUCCCGGGAGAGCCGACAAAAGCCUUGGCAAUGCAGCUCUGGUGCUCGAAUGGUUCUCUGUGGGUUUUUAGGGUUUUUUUUUGGCAGAAAAGGGAACUUUGGGAAACUUCCAGGUGCAGAAUCUCCAGCAGCAAAGGCCUUUCUCCCUGUGCAGUCCUCUGUGGUAUUAUACUAAAGAAGAGAAAAGCAGUACAGUUUUGUAGAAUACUUUUGCCCCUUGCAGACUUUUUUCAAGCUGUUAAGUUGGAAAGGAAGACAAAUGGAUUUUUUAAAAAAUUUUCUUUUACGGAAAGGGGUCCAGGCAUGUCUCCUUCCUUGCAAAGCUCAAAAAUAGCACUGUUUAUAUGUGGGGGUGGGGGUGGAGGGGAAAAAUAAUAAAAUAAGGUGUGUUGGAUGAAGGGGAGCUUUCUAUUCUUUCCUAGUAAGCCAGGGACUGAAAAUAUCCAACCAUUCCCUUGAGGCACCAUGGCUUUCCCCCGAUUCUUUUUCCAGCAAAUAUACCCACUUGACUAGCAUAUAAUAUAUAUUUUUAAGUGAGGACAACUCUAGAGUCCAAAUGUCUCCUCUUUUCAGCACCUGCAUAAUUGGGUAACAAGAAAGCUCCUGCUCUUAGAGCCGAGAUGGCAACCCUGCCAGUCCACGACAGGAGUCCCCUUCAGAUGCCCACUUCCCAUGCGCCAAGGAUAGUGUCCUCUUUGUUGUGAUUACUUGCACUGCAAUUUUUCUGAGGCAAGGAUUUGGGUAGAACAAGGUGCCAAGGAGGGGGUGAAGGUGGGCUUACAGCGCUGCAGAACAUUUUUAUUUCAACCCCAGGGCAAAAGAGAUCUCUUCAGCUCCUUUGCAGAAGUUGACGGUGAAGGUAGCAGCCUGCUAAAUGUUUUAACAGUAGGUGCUUCAGUUUUAUUUCCAUUUGACAAUGAUACCUAUUUUUUUUCAGUACUGUAAUCUCAGCUUUGGCUGGAUAGCAACUUUGCAUCCCCCGCAACUUCUAGCUGCCCUCCCCUCCCCAUUUCUUUCGAUUGUCAACCUGGAAGCUGUUGAAAUAGUAAACAGAAAUGGAAGUCACCCUUACGCUACUAAAUGGCAGACCAGAAUAGUGGCUCCUUGUUAGGGUCAUUCCUUUUGAUGUGAAGUGUGUGGUAGACCUUGAUGGGGGCAGAUGGUGGGCAGCAACGUUGUUAGAAAAAAAAGGUUCCCGUUUUCCUUGCUCAAGGAGAUGCCCAGCCUCCUUGUUGCCCGGCGUCUUUUACAAAUCCUUCAAAAGACAGGCCUAGCAGUGUUUUAUUGGAUAAAAAUAUAUUCUCCCUCCCAGAUCCCCCCCACACACCCCAGAUACAGAGUAGAAAGAGCCCCUGUUCUGUUCAGUCGCUUUCCUGCAGGUUUUUAUUUCUCAGCAAAAGCGUGGAAGUCAUUUGCCUCGAGGGAUCCCUGCUUGACUUUGGAAAUAACUCUUGUGCCUUAACUUCUUCCCGGAGUCCUGGAAACGUCAACCGUUCAUUGCGUGGAAAAGAAGAGCCUAAAAGCCUCUUCCGUGUUGAAAGUUAAUCUUUUGAUUCUAUUUUUUUAAGCAAUCUCAGUCAGCAUAGCCAGUGAAUGUUGAGCCCCCAGGAAACUGGUUUAGAGGGGUUUUUUUUCCCCCUAGAAAGAAGCCCCUUGCCAGGUUUUGGAAACACCUUUGACCAUGUGGGAAGCUUUUGGCAUCAGGUUCUGAUCUUUAUUAACACCUCCUCUCCAAUAUCCAUGGCGUGAUUUGUUUCCCUAAACCACUCAGGGCGAUGGUACAUUUUCUUCAUUAACUUUUAUAAAGGCUGAUUCAGCUCUCGCACCACUGACUUUGCUGGCUGUUUUUUCUCUUGGGGCUUCGUAGAAUUUGGAAACCAGUGUGUUGCCACCUUCCUUCCCACUGUUCAGCUUUCAAGCAUGCCUGUUUUUAUUUCCCUAAUGCAAAGAUGGAUGGACAUGCAUCAUCUGAAGUAGGUGGGAAGCUGUCACCUCCCACCAAGUGUGAGAAAUAGGCUGCAGCUGCAAUUGCAUGCCUUAAGCAAAAGUAAAUUACAGUUGCUCCCUCAGGAUCCGGUCAACGUCCUGGUGUCAGCUGCGCUUAUAAUACCAUAGUGAUUGGAGGGCAUUAAAUGGCUAUAUAGAUUUCUUAAACAUCAUGUUCUAUGUAAUGGCAACUGUCCUGUGAACUGGAAAAAAAAUAAAGUCUUUUAUUUUCUA
Molecule: messenger RNA, 4610 nt
Organism: Thamnophis sirtalis
Lineage: Eukaryota; Metazoa; Chordata; Lepidosauria; Squamata; Natricidae
Source: RefSeq, a predicted model, not a curated record